AAAGAGGGGAGGAGAGCCUAGGCCUCAGUGAAGGAGAGUGGAAGGACAGUGCCGUCGUCGCAGCCUCCCUCACCGCAAUGGCUCUGCCUCUGAGGUCCCUGAGUCGCGGCUUGGCGAGCGCAGCCAAGGGAGCACACGGAGGGGCAGGAGCCAGAACCUGGCGCCUGCUGACCUUCGCGCUGGCGCUCCCGAGCGUGGCCCUCUGCACCCUCAACUGCUGGCUCCACGGGGCCCGCCACGAGCGCCCCGAGUUCAUCCCCUACCACCACCUGCGCAUCCGCACCAAGCCCUACUCCUGGGGGGACGGCAACCACACUCUCUUCCACAAUCCCCGCGUCAACCCUCUGCCCACGGGCUACGAACACCCCUGAGGCGCCGGCGGGCGCCCGGCGAGCAAUAAAGUGCGGAAGGAAGC
Molecule: messenger RNA, 415 nt
Organism: Lemur catta (Ring-tailed lemur)
Lineage: Eukaryota; Metazoa; Chordata; Mammalia; Primates; Lemuridae
Product: cytochrome c oxidase subunit 6A2, mitochondrial
Exons: 3
Coding region: 78-371 (97 amino acids)
Biological process (GO): mitochondrial electron transport, cytochrome c to oxygen
Cellular component (GO): mitochondrial inner membrane
Molecular function (GO): enzyme regulator activity
Source: RefSeq, a predicted model, not a curated record